AUGGCACCACGUGCAACACCAUCAUCAUCAUCAUCACCACCACCACCACCACCACCACCUCCGCCAUGGCCAGGCAGGUCUGCACAACUCGAGUCGAACCUUGACGCGCCAUUGCCAAGGCCCGUCUUACAUGUGUACACAGCACAUCCACGGCGAGGCACUUCUAGCGGCCCUGCAUGCACAACGAAUCGCCAGUCUGCCGCUCUCGCUCUCGGCCCAAGCGCUGAUCCCCGUUUACAAAAAGCCCAUCAACCAACCCUGGCCAUCAAAUUGGCUGCUCUCGACACCUGGCAAAUGCAGCCAAUGCAGCCGAACAGCACGACGAGGCUACUUGGUGCCGCCGCGAACUCAUCUUCACUUCUGCCUCCCACGAACGGCCCCUCUGACACUGACAUGCACAUGGACCCCCCGCCCUGCCUGCCCGCCUGUCGUCAAGUCACGUCAACCCACGCACCGGCAAACGGCACGCCACCAUUGGCCCUCCAACGCCCAAAAGCCGCCAAAUUUGCCCAUCGUACUUGA
Molecule: messenger RNA, 522 nt
Organism: Bipolaris zeicola 26-R-13
Lineage: Eukaryota; Fungi; Ascomycota; Dothideomycetes; Pleosporales; Pleosporaceae
Exons: 1
Coding region: 1-522 (173 amino acids)
Source: RefSeq, a predicted model, not a curated record